Molecule: messenger RNA, 2525 nt
Organism: Cajanus cajan (pigeon pea)
Lineage: Eukaryota; Viridiplantae; Streptophyta; Magnoliopsida; Fabales; Fabaceae
Product: protein indeterminate-domain 4, chloroplastic
Cellular component (GO): nucleus
Molecular function (GO): DNA-binding transcription factor activity
Source: RefSeq, a predicted model, not a curated record
AAAUUUCAUUUAUGACAAGAGAGAAGUGAGCAAAAUCUGGAAAAACUUUUCAAGAGGAAAAUAAGGCAGGGAAUAAUAAAAGAAAAAGGAAAUAAGAGAUAGAAGGAAAAUGUUGUGUGUAUAUGUGUUGGUGUAUCUGCAUGACAACAAAUCAGUGAAGAAACUGAGAAGUAUUAAUACCAUCUCAAAUUUCUCAUUUCUCCUUUAUAACAAGCCAACCUCAGGAGGAAAAUCUCAUAUGGAGGGGUUGAAUGUUUUCUAUUGUUAAUUUCUUCCUCUUCAAUAUCUCUCUCUGUCCUAUCUCCCUCUAGAUUUUUCUUUUGCUGUUAAUCUGCCAGUAUUCAUUCUAUUGCUUUUUUUUUCUGAGAUUGGGGGUGUGAAUUGAGGAGGACUCAAAUUGCAUGUGGGUUUUCCAGAAUUCUGAUAGAGUUUUGAGGUUCAAGGAGAAAAAACACACUCCCAGCUGAAGCAGAAGAAGGUUAAUUAAUUACCAUACAUAGGACUUGCUAUAAGAGAUGGCGGCAUCAUCUUCCUCAGCAUCGCUUUUUGGAUUUAGAGAAGAGGAUCAGAACCAGAUGAAGCAACAGCAUUCCUUGACCCCACCUUCAUCAACACCUCCAGCUGCACCACCACCCCAGAAGAAAAAGAGAAACCAACCAGGAACACCAUAUCCAGAUGCGGAGGUGAUAGCACUAUCUCCCAAGACCCUAAUGGCAACAAACAGGUUUAUAUGUGAGGUGUGCAACAAAGGGUUCCAAAGGGAGCAAAAUCUACAGCUACACAGAAGAGGACACAACCUGCCUUGGAAGCUUAAGCAGAAGACUACAAAAGAGCCAAAGAGAAAGGUUUAUCUGUGUCCUGAGCCCACAUGCGUCCACCAUGACCCUUCAAGGGCUCUUGGAGACCUCACAGGGAUUAAGAAACACUACUCUCGCAAACAUGGUGAGAAGAAGUGGAAGUGUGACAAGUGCUCUAAGAAGUAUGCUGUUCAAUCCGAUUGGAAAGCCCAUUCUAAGACUUGUGGCACCAGAGAAUACAGAUGUGACUGUGGCACCCUCUUCUCCAGGAGAGACAGUUUCAUCACCCACAGGGCAUUCUGCGAUGCACUGGCUCAAGAGAGUGCAAGACAACCCCCAAACCUUGGUGGUGGCAUUGGAAACCACUUAUUCGGAACCACCAACAUGGCCUUAAACCUAUCUCAGGUGGGUUCUCAGAUCUCAAACAUGCAAGACCCUAGUACUCAGCAAACCGAACUACUUCGCCUAGGCGGCGCCACCGGUCGAACCGGUCAAUUCGACCACAUCCUCGGUUCACCCUUCAGACCCUCACAGCAACCUUUUUUCAUGUCCGAACCGAACCAAAACUACCACCCAGAACAACAAGGUUUGGUCCCAAACAAACCGUUCCAACAAGGGUUAAUGCAGUUAUCUGACCACAUCAGCAACAACCACCACAACAGCAUGACCAGUUCUCCUUUCAACCUUCCCUUCCUCACAAACAACACCACCAACACCAUUCCUGAGCACUUCAAUAGUGCAAAUGGAGGUGGCAACAACAACAAUGAGGGCACAAACUUCUUCACAACUUCGAGUGUUCCUUCUCUCUUCAGCAACAGCAACACCAACAACAGUGGCAAUGCCAUCGCUCACAUGUCCGCAACUGCACUGCUUCAGAAAGCUGCUCAAAUGGGUGCAACUUCAAGCAACAGCACCGCUUCUUUGUUGAAAAGCUUCGGAAGUGCUUCUUCCAGCAGUGGUUCGAAAUCUGAACACAGGCCACUGGUUGCUGCUGCCAACUAUGGUGGAAUUUUCGGAGGGAACGUGAACGUAAAUGAACAGAGUAAUAGUAACCUUCAAGACCUAAUGAACUCGUUCGCUGUUGGUGGAAAUUCUUCCAUUUUCGAAGGUGGUUCUUCAGGAGGGUUUUCUGUCGCGGGAUUUGAAGCAUAUGAUCAUGGCAACAAUAAAGACCCGAAAGUGCAUGCAAUGAGUAGUAGUAGCAUUGGAGGAUCUGAUAGACUCACCCGCGAUUUUCUGGGAGUGGGUCAGAUAGUGAGAAGCAUGAGUGGGAAUGGAGGGGUUCCGCAGAGAGAACAUGGCUUCAACUUGAGUUCUUUGGAGGCAGAAAGAAAUAAUAAUAAUAAUACUGCGCCGUCAGGUCAAUCUUUUGGAGGUGGUGGGGGGAAUUUUCAGUGAGAAAAAUCAUCUUUAUCUGAUGCCAACAAAGUACAAACAAAGGGAUUUCAAAUGGUUCAUUGAAACUUGACUCUCUAGCUCAUCUAAUGUGGAAGUUUCUGCAAUUUACUAAUAGCUAGCGCAAGCAAAUUAGGCUUCAAGAUUAGGCUUCUUCAACUCCCUUACAAACUUGAUUUCUGCUUUUUCCUUGUCCCUACCUUUCUAUAAGUUUAUUCGGAUUAUAAAACAAAUUAGCUUCAAGAUUUUCAUGGAUUAAUUUAAUAGAUUUUGUUAUUGGACGACAAUGCUUUACUUAUAUUUAAAUUUGACUGCCAGUAAUGACUUUGUUCA